This is a messenger RNA of Camellia sinensis, 1427 nucleotides long. RefSeq names its product Ubiquitin-like superfamily protein. NCBI's taxonomy places the organism in Eukaryota, Viridiplantae, Streptophyta, Magnoliopsida, Ericales, Theaceae. The record is from RefSeq and is a predicted model, not a curated record. Gene Ontology annotation, molecular function: protein binding. Gene Ontology annotation, biological process: mRNA splicing, via spliceosome.
ACGAGACCGUUAGCCCCUCCAUUCCAAAACCAACUGUCAUCUCAUCUCUCCCCCAAAAAACACACACAGCAAACACAGAGAGACAGACAGAGAUACAAAGAAACAAAGAAAGAAGAGAGAACACAUUUCCCUCUCUUCUUUCUCUCUCUACAAAUCUCCCCAACAACACAAGCUUCAAAAUAGUUUCCCACAAACAAAAACAAAAAGCCAAACUCUAAUUCCAAAAUCUCCAUUGCUGGAAAAGAAUUGCGUGUUGUCUUCCAAUCAAGAAUCUUCAUGAAAAACCCUCUAUAAAAAACAUAUAUAUAUAUAGACCCUCCAUUGAUUGAUCAUAGAGCAAUGGGCUGAAUUUGAUAAUCACAAAACCGAAUUCUGAGGCUAUAUAUAUUAUUAUGCAAGUCCUUUCGUACGACGACAGUUUUCUCCCUAGGGUUUCGGUCUCGGUCGAUUCUCAGAAUCAUCAACAACAACGUCGUCGUCGUCGUGGUCAAAAUCGUCGCGCUUCUUCGUGUUGUGGUUUCCCUAUCUCUCCCAUUUUCCGCUUUGAUGGCCUCUCCAGAGAGAUUUCUUCUUAUGACAAGCUUCCCCAGUUCCCCUUCAAACUCACCAUUCACAAACUCGAUGGCUCCUCCUUCGAUGUUGAGGUUGCCAAGACGGCAACAGUGGCGGAGAUGAAGCAGGCGGUGGAGGCUGCCUUCAGUCAUUUACCAAGUAAAGGACCUGGCAAGAUUUCAUGGUCACAUGUGUGGGGGCGAUUUUGCUUAUGCUAUGAUGGUUGGAAGCUACUUGCAGAUAGUGAACCUAUCAGCGAUUAUGGGAUCAACGAUGGAGAUCAGCUUCGUUUUGUUCGCCAUGUCUCGAUUAACUACAAUCUAACAAGGACGCGAUCGAAAUAUAAAUUGUUUGCUUCACAACAACCCAGGAUAUUGGAUGACAGCUCCGAUGAUGACCAAGAGAAUUCACAGCAGCAGUGCGAGCAGCAUUAUGAUGAUAGGGAUGAGAGCAUCAAGAGACGCUGUGAACUUAAAUUGGCUCAGUUGGUUGGAGGAUUCUUCUCAUACCGGAGACUGGGAAGUAGUAGUUCAGGAAGGAGAUCUAAGAGCAAUAACAUUUUGUCUUCAAAAUUCGCAGGUGGUUUCUUGAGGAGUUUUAGAAGUAUUGUUCGGCUUUGUAGGAGUAACAAACAAUAUUCCCAAAGAGAUCCUUUGGAAGAGGUCUAGUGAUAUACUAUCUACAUGCAUAUGCAAUAGCUCCAAAUAUGUAUAAAAUUUCCAAUAAUCACAAAGAAGUAGAUAUGCCGGAGGUUAGCUAUAAUUGAAAUGGGAUCAUGGAGGACGGUUUCCAUGUUUAGUUAGUUACUCAAAAAUGUUAUGGGAACUAUUGAUAUUGGAACAGUGAAUACACUUUUGUUCUUAUGUUAGAAUUUC